Molecule: messenger RNA, 1350 nt
Organism: Anthostomella pinea
Lineage: Eukaryota; Fungi; Ascomycota; Sordariomycetes; Xylariales; Xylariaceae
Source: the annotation of a GenBank genome assembly
AUGGGCAAAACCGAGAUCCGAACGAUUGGCAAGGUGAGCCUUGAUGUAAAGGCGUCGGACCAGCCCAACGUCCAUAAUCGAUGGCACCCGGAUAUUCCCUUUGCUGGCACGAUCAAGGACGGCGAAACAGUCAAGAUCGAAUGCUUGGACUGGACCGGUGGCCAGAUCGGCAACAACGACAGCGCUGAAGACAUCCGCAAUGUCGACCUGACCAAGAUCCACUACCUCACGGGGCCCUUCGAGGUCGAGGGCGCCCAGCCCGGCGACCUCCUGCUCGUCGAGAUCAUGGACGUCCAGCCCUUCCAGGACCAGCCCUGGGGGUUCACCGGCAUCUUCGACCGGUCCAACGGCGGGGGCUUUCUCGACGAGAUCUACCCGUCGGCCGCCAAGGCCAUCUGGGACUUCGAGGGCAUCUUCUGCACCUCCCGGCACAUACCGCACGUGAAAUUCGCGGGCGUCAUCCAUCCGGGGAUCCUGGGUUGCGCACCCAGCGCCGAGGUCCUCGAGACCUGGAACAGGCGCGAGGGCGAGCUGAUCGCGGCGAACAAGCUCGAGAGGCAGGUGGCUCUGCCGCCGGAGCCGACCAACGUCCACGCCGGCGCCGCCGAUGCCGAUGGCAAGGAGAAGGUCGGCAAGGAGGGGGCGCGGACGGUCCCCGGCAGGCCGGAACAUGGCGGGAAUUGCGAUAUCAAGAACCUCAGUCGGGGCAGCAAGGUGUAUCUGCCCGUCCACGUACCGGGAGCAAAGUUCAGUGUCGGCGACCUUCACUUCUCCCAGGGCGAUGGCGAGAUCUCUUUCUGUGGUGCCAUCGAGAUGGCCGGUGUGAUUACAAUCAACUUCAAGGUCAUCAAGAACGGGGUCGCGGAUCUCGGUCUGAAGUCUCCUAUCUAUAUUCCUGGCCCUGUUGAGCCGCAGUUUGGCCCGGGCCGGUAUAUCUAUUUCGAAGGUUUCUCGGUGGAUGAGCAUGGCAAGCAACAUUACAUGGACGUGACGGUUGCCUAUCGGCAAACCACCCUACGCUGCAUCGAGUAUCUGCGCCGCUAUGGCUAUAGCGACUAUCAGAUUUACUUGUUAUUAUCGUGUGCCCCAAUCCAGGGCCACGUAGCCGGUAUUGUCGACAUCCCCAAUGCGUGCACGACUCUGGGCUUGCCGAUGGACAUCUUCGACUUUGACAUCUCACCUUCCGGUCCGGCAAAGGCGUUGGACAUGGGUUCCUGUGCGUUUGAAACGGGUGUCACCGAGGGCAAGGUCACAGCUGGUGGGAAGAACAGCGAGCAUAGUUUCGGUGGAGGGGUGACUUACAAGGGCUCUGUGGCGGACAAGGUGAAGGAAGCUGUGUCGGGGUCUUGA